CGCGCGCUUUGUGCGCGUUAUAGGUUGCGAGCUCGAUUCUACGCGGCGUAGACAAUCCCAGCGAUGUUGUUUCAUAUUGUGAUCACACUGGGAGUCCUCGUCCAGGUCGGCGUAUUUGCCACCGACGACCCAAUUCUGGAGCGAGCUUCUAACGGCACCUCCGUAGCACUGCUCACCGUGGCCUACCUCCAGCAAACCACCAUCUUCUCCGACGACAACGGGAUGCUACGCCGAAUCGCCUACGUAGAAACGAGGGACGGGGCCAGACUCAGCGGUAAUAUUUGGGCAGUGAGCGAGGAGGGGCUGCAAUUGACGCAGGCCUCCGACCAUCCGACUCUAAACGUCAAGCACAAUCUCAUUUCCCGAGAAUUGGAUAUAGACUGGAUCGCCGUGGAUUGGGAGGAACUGCAGCGACCACUGUACUCUGCCGUGGCAGCUCGUCUACUCCUCUUCCUCGCUCCGGAACGACUGCCAGAUGUGAGUGAUAUUGAUGGUCAAGCUGCGUUUUGGAAAAAGUACUACAACACAAAUGGAUCAGUGAGUGAAUUUACUGGAGCCUCUUUUGAAUUGGAAGGUAAUGUCCUGGAAAGUUACUCGUCAGAAUUCUUUGUGGCUUUUGGUAGAAAUGAUGCUAGUGGAAGAAAUACCCCAACUCUGACAUUGUUCAUUUCAUCCAUUGAACCAGAUCCCGUGCUAGUCACUGUCAAGACUCAUAGAGGAUUUAGCUUCUCUGGGUUCGCUACCAACAAUGAGACUUUGUCAGUGGAGUACCAAACACGUUUCAGGUUUUCUCAAGCAGCGAGCGAGAUAAAGGGAUACGGGUCACAGCUGAUGGCCAAAGCAGCAUUGUAGUUUACGGUUUGAACUACGCCCCUUCUACAUCUGCCGCUUUCCUGGCUCUCCCCUGCGAUCGCCUCCCAGUGGACCAGUAUGAAUACUAUGGUGUGUCAUACUCUGGUGGAAGCCAUGGACUGAGUCACAUUUUGAUUGUGGGCUGUGAGAAUGGCACAGUUAUUCAAAUAGGUUCACAGGUUAUUGAGAUAAACCAAAUGGAGUCUUACUUUUGGGAGAGUAAUAGUGUGACUGGAACAAGGGUUAUUUCCAAUAAACCACUGGUGAUGUAUGUUGGACAUAGAUGUACCGAUAUCCCUUAUUAUUCGAGUGCUUGUGACCACAUCACGGAGCAAGUGUCUCCAACUGCCGUAUGGGGAACUACUUUCAUGAGUUCGUCUUAUGCAGGCAGGGCAUCAGGUGACCUCUACCGCAUACUGGCAUCACAAAGCUCCACUUCAGUGACUGUCAACUGUAGUACUCUCAGUGAAGUGCUGACAUACAACCUCGACACUGCUGGCUCAUGGCAGGAAAUUACAACUCCUGACAAAAGCUUCUGUUCAAUAACAUCUGACAAACCCUUACUCGUGAUGCAGUUUGCACUGGGGAACAGUAAAGACGGGAUUGGAGAUCCGUUCAUGAUGAUGAUCACACCAGUCGAACAGUACAGUAACAACUAUGUUUUCAAUAUCUUGCCAGAAUUUGAAAUCAACUAUAUAACACUGUAUGUGACUCCUGAGGACUUUCAACCCGGAAGCAUAUUUGUUGAUGACGCAAACCUCGAGAAUUCCACAUGGGUUGCAGUUUACUGCUCCAGUGCAGAUAUUUGUGGAUAUAUAACAAACAUUUCUCUGCUACCUGGAGAACACCAACUCUAUCAUGCAGAUGUCUCAUCGCAAAUUGGUGUGUCUGCGUAUGGUUUCAACACUUUUAACUCGUAUGGAUACCCUGGAGGAUUGCAACUAGAGCCAGUUCAGUUGGCAACCGUCAGUUUCUCGCAGUUAGAGUUUACAGUGCUUGAAAACGAAGAGUUUGCAAGAGUGGAACUUGUGCGAUCCGGUGACAUUUCAAGGGAGGCAGUUGUUCUCAUUGGAACGAGGAGUGACUACAUGGCAAUAAUUGAAAUUCUGACGUUUCUCCCUGAAGAACUUACAAAGAGAGUCGAUAUUGUAAUAAACGAUGACACCAAUGUCGAGUUUGAUGAAAGUUUUUUUCUCUACCUCGUAAGUGGAGAAGGAGUCCAUCUCUCUCCGUUUCAAAGAGCUAAAGUGGUCAUUAGGAAUGAUGAUGGCAAAAUUACUCUCACACCUCGUUAUGGAAGUGAAAUUGGGGGCACCCCCAUCAUUGUAACAGCGGAUAAACUUGAAGCAUUUGAAGAAGAUAAUGUCACUUGUGUGUUUGAUGGAAUUAAAACUGAUGGAUUUGUUACAAAAGAUGGACUGGUAUUUUGUGUUUCACCCGAGUUGAGAAGAACUGGAAGAGUGCCAUUUGAGCUUCAUAUUGAUGGAGAUAAAAAUUCUUUUACUGGAUUUGCCAAAUUUAUAUCAGUUUCCCAUGACAAAGUUGCUGGAGUAAUGGUUGAGAAUGGCCCUGUUGUAGCUACUGGUGACAUGGUUAGACUUAGCUGGUCACCUGAAGCUAUUCUACCCACUGAACCACCUGAUAGCUACAACAUCAACGUUAUGCUCCGCGAGUAUGAUCAAGAGUCAGGUGAAUGGAUUGACACUGAAUUGGCCAAAGAGAUGCCCAACUCUGGGUUCAUUGAGAUUGCUGUUCCAGAGCGUGCUCCAAAGAAUGAUAAUGAAUCUGCAGCCCCUGCUGUUUUUCAGAUUGAAGUAAGUGAAUCGAGUACUGACACCCAGAUUCAAAAGCGUGGACUUUUCUCCACAAUCGCCAAAGCUGUUAAAAAGGCUGUCAAAUUUGUCACAAAAAAGAUAGAAGUAUCUCGUCUAUUUUUCAUCCCGGUAGUGACAAGUGCUUUCGCCAGAGAAGACCCAUUUGCGAGGGGAGAUCCUCACUUGAUAACACUGGAUGGACUGCGAUACACAUUCAACGGUCGUGGAGAAUUCACUCUUAUUGAAACACAAGGAGACAUGUUCACACUGCAAGGCCGUAUGACACUAGCCAAUGGUGUCAACAAAAGUGCAAUAGCUGCCACGGUCUUCUCAGCCAUUGCUGCCAAGGACAAUGAUUCCGACACUGUUCAGUUCGAAGUUGAUGAAAACAACACACUGAUUGCAAUCGUUUCCGGAGAACUCGUAGUGUUUGAUCUUGCAGAACAAGAGUUUGAAAAAGUGACAGUGCAACAUCUCGGCGAAAACUCUAUUGAAGCUCUGUUUGCCAGUGGAGCAUAUGUAGUGGCUGGGGCAGAGAAUGGGUUUAUAGCAACCCUCCAGGUGAUUCUGCCGGAAGCCUACUCUGGUCAGGUCCAGGGACUACUGGGGACCUACAAUGGAGACGUAUCAGACGACCUACUGCCUCAGUUUGGUGACAGACCACUCCCCCCUGACUCGAGCAUGGAAGACAUUCACACAAGUUUGGUGUAACAUGGAUUGUGGACAGUGCUACCAAGAGCCUGUUUGUGUACCAGCCAGAACAUAACUGGGACUCGUUCUAUGAUCCUUACUUCGUUCCAUCUUUCGAGCCAAAUUUCAGUGACCCAACUCUAGAGUCAAAAGCAAAUGAAAUCUGUGGUGACGACAGCUCUUGUCUCUUUGACAUUGCUGCUACCGGAAACAUUGAUGUUGGAAUUUCAACUUUUGAAAGUACAAAGACCAUAGACGAAAUUUACACUUUCCUACUUCCAGUUGUGUGCAGUCCUGGGUGUGAGUUUGGAGCCUGUGUUGCUAAUGACACAUGCAAGUGCUCAGAAGGAUACGCAGGGACAUCAUGCUCUGAAAAAGUUGUGCAGACUUGUGAGGAGAACAUCUGUGAAAAUGGUGGCAGUUGCACGAGGCACGUGAACGACUACACAUGUAUGUGCUCUCCUGGUUUCAGUGGCUUUCUCUGCGAGGAAGCUUUAGGUGAAAGCGACAAUGACGAAUCUGGGAAUACUGGAACAGUGGUUGGUGUUAGUGUGGUGAUAGUUUUACUGGCUCUCAUCUCUAUGACCGUUGUGGUGGUGAUAGUCCUGCGAAAUGCCCGUCAGAAUCUGAGGAAUUGUAAGUAAACAUUCAAUUCUAACGCAAGUCUUAAUGUCAACCUGCUAAAGAACAAAAGUAAAAAGGAGGAACAAGAAACUGCUAGAACUUGUAAAAGUAGUUGUAAAAAAACUUUUAUCAUAGCAUGUUGAUUAUUUGUUCGUAGAUUUAUUACUACAUAUUUUAUAGUUAUUUCCCUUACAUGAGUGUCUCUGACUGAUAUUGCCAUCAAUGUAACAAUUCACCGAAACCGCAA
Molecule: messenger RNA, 4227 nt
Organism: Geodia barretti
Lineage: Eukaryota; Metazoa; Porifera; Demospongiae; Tetractinellida; Geodiidae
Source: the annotation of a GenBank genome assembly